AUGGCAGGCAGACUCCUGGACCCGAGCUCUGCGCUCGCGCGCGAGACUACACUCGUCGCCCCCUAUCACGACGGUGGAUCAGACUACCUCUCUGCCGGCGCCAUGAGCCCCAAGACGGCACUGAGCACGGCGCGCGGCCGCGACAGGGGCCCGCGCAAGCUCAUCCUCUGCUUCGACGGCACGGGCAACAAGUUUCACGGCGACGAGAGCGACAGCAACAUCCUCAAGAUCUUUCGCAUGCUCGACCGCACCGCCGGAGACCAGUACCACUACUACCAGCCUGGUAUCGGCACUUAUGUCGUGUCCGACUCGCUCUCGCACUCGGGCCUGCGCGCCCGCGUCAAGUCCUGGUACCAAAAGGCCAAGGACUCGGCCGUCGGGUCGUCUUUCGACCAGCACGUCGUCGGUGGGUACCGCUUCCUCAUGCGCUUCUACAACCCGGGCGACGAGAUCUACAUGUUUGGCUUCAGCCGCGGCGCCUACAUCGCGCGCUUCCUCGCCGAGAUGCUCGAUCACAUCGGCCUGCUGUCGCACGGCAACGAGGAGAUGGUCAAAUUUGCGUGGAAAGCCUUUGCGCAGUGGCAGGCCCGGCGGCCCUCGUCGGGGCCCGAGCACGACUCGUCAGAAGAGGAGCAGGAGGAGCGCGAGGAGACCGAGGCGGACAGGCAGGCCCACAAGAUGCACGAGUUCAUGAAGGGCUUCCGCGAGACGUUUUCGCGGCCCGUGGGCAGGAUCCGCUUCCUGGGUCUCUUCGACACGGUCAACUCGGUGCCGCAGUUUGAGAAUGCGUGGAUGCAACGGAGCAAGUUUCCAUACACAGCCCGCAGCAGCGCCAAGGUGAUCCGUCACGCCGUGAGCAUCGACGAGCGACGGGCCAAGUUCCGCCAGGACCUCAUGUACCAGAAGCAUCCGAGCUCCAAGAAGCCCCGUCACCAUCACCAUCACCUUCACAUGGACCAGUUCCUGGAUCCGUUUCGAAGGAGCAUGGAUGCGCAUCGACCAGGGUCGUCUCAUAGGCCGCAGACGGCCUCGACGGCUGCAAAGUCGGGUGCCGAGCCGGCGACGACAGAGAAGCCCGACGCGGGGCGCGAGAGACAAGCAAGCACAGCGUUCCUCACGCCCAACCAAGACGCUGAGCGCCGCAACGUGCGACAGAGGAGGCAGUCGAUGGUGCAAGCCCGCUACGCGCCAUAUCGGCCCCGAUCGCGGUCCCGCCAGCGGGGGCCUGACGCCGACGCCCAGUCGUGCGCAUCCGGCGCGCCUUCCGAGGAUGAGUGCGAGGAAGACGAGCAGAGCAAGGACAUUGACGAGGUGUGGUUUGCAGGCGGCCAUGGCGACAUUGGUGGCGGCUGGGAGGCCCUCGACGAGCGCAAGAGCGCCAGCCACGUGCCUCUGGCGUGGAUGGUGCGAGAGGCCAUGAAGGCCGGGCUGCCGUUUGACAUGGAAAAGGUAGCCGAGAUGGGAUGCAUGUGCGACAGCUUCGUCAACCACUACGGGCCGCAGGCUGGGAAGCGGACUCGCGUGAAGAAUCCGGACAUUCGCGUCCAGGACGAGACCAACGGCGUCAAAGACGGAAUGCCAGCGAGCCCAGACAUCACCAACGGCAAGGACCGCGCGCCGGAUGAGCCAGACGAGACGAUGCCGCGGUCGACGUUCCACGAGCUGAUGCACAAGGCGCACACGUCGCGCAUCCACGACUCGCUCGUCUACGGCGACGGGCUAGGCACCAUCGCGGUGACGGCCUGGAACUUUAUGGAGUGGCUGCCGUUCCGGCGCAUGGACCUGCAGGGCGACGGCUCGUGGAAGCCGAUCCGCUGGCCGCUGCCGCGCGGCGAGGUGCGCGACAUUCCGUCCAACGUGCGCGUCCACGGGAGCGUCAUUCGUAGGCUGAAAGAGGACGAGACCUACCGGCCGGGGAACCUCAUCAUCGGCGGCGGUGGGAGGGGCGUGAGGCGCGCGCCGCGUGAGUUGGGCAUCGGCGAGUGGAAGUGUGUUGCCGAGCACGGAGACCCGAUUGGCGAGAUUUGGAUGAGGAAGCACAAGCACGAGAAGGGAACCAAUGGCCACUGA
Purpureocillium lilacinum is the source of this 2070-nucleotide messenger RNA. RefSeq lists its product as uncharacterized. The record is from RefSeq and is a predicted model, not a curated record. NCBI's taxonomy places the organism in Eukaryota, Fungi, Ascomycota, Sordariomycetes, Hypocreales, Ophiocordycipitaceae.